Ustilago hordei is the source of this 726-nucleotide messenger RNA. RefSeq lists its product as uncharacterized. Gene Ontology annotation, molecular function: structural constituent of ribosome. The record is from RefSeq and is a predicted model, not a curated record. NCBI's taxonomy places the organism in Eukaryota, Fungi, Basidiomycota, Ustilaginomycetes, Ustilaginales, Ustilaginaceae. Gene Ontology annotation, cellular component: mitochondrial large ribosomal subunit; mitochondrial ribosome. The coding region runs from base 1 to 726 and encodes 241 amino acids. Gene Ontology annotation, biological process: mitochondrial translation. The transcript is spliced from 2 exons.
AUGACUACAAGGCCCGUCUUCAACCGACUCUCGCAGUCCUUGCGAGCUGCGCGCACAUUCUCCUCCUCCUCCCGCGCAUCGCAAGCCCCAGUCCCCAAGCCCACCAAGCCAGCAUCUCAAUCGCAGCCAUCACUUCCACCAACACCAAAGACACAGCUCGAGCAGAUCCGACAGUACCCAGCACACCCAUUGCUCCAAUUCUUCCGCACACGUCAACACGAGAUUGCAGACAAGUCCCUGGCAGGCACCGCUGUCAUCGAAGAGGCCAGCAAGGACUCAAUUUCACCUCCCAAGUACUUUGUCAAUCUGCCACAUGCCGUACACCAGUCUGAUCUUGGUAAAGAUACCAACAGCAGAUCAUGGCUUGCUAGCGAAUUGCGAUUGAAGAGCUCUAAAGAGUUGCAUACUUUGUGGUAUGUGCUCUUGAUGGAGCGCAACCGCUUGGCCACAGCUUGGGAGGAGUUGAAUCGUGUUGGUGCUCGUCAGGCUGCUAGGAUGUGGUCGCAGAACUUGGGCGGGAAGAAUCACAGAGUCCGCAAAUCUAUGGCUCGCAUCAAGUUCGUUCUCAACGAGCGUCGUCUUGCCUUGAUCGAGGCUCAGAAGCAGGUUCGAGAGGCUGUUCCGGCGCCCGAGCCUGGUCAGGGUGGAAGUCUGUUCGAGGAAGCCGCUUUCGAAGAGACCGCCCAGUCAUCUUCUUCUGCCACAACACCGACGCAGCAAGCAUAA